This is a messenger RNA of Fragaria vesca subsp. vesca, 1959 nucleotides long. RefSeq names its product ankyrin repeat-containing protein At3g12360-like. NCBI's taxonomy places the organism in Eukaryota, Viridiplantae, Streptophyta, Magnoliopsida, Rosales, Rosaceae. Gene Ontology annotation, cellular component: plasma membrane. Gene Ontology annotation, molecular function: protein phosphatase 1 binding; protein phosphatase regulator activity. The coding region runs from base 1 to 1959 and encodes 652 amino acids. The transcript has 3 exons. The record is from RefSeq and is a predicted model, not a curated record.
AUGGAUUUUACACUUUUAGUGGCAAUUAAGAGAAAUGACAUGCCCACAUUUAGCCGGUUAGUCAAGAAAAACAAAGGAAUUCUCGAGCAGAGAGAAGCUCAUACUUGGAACACACCAUUACACCUUGUGUCAAAGUUUGGUCAUGCUGACAUGGUGUCUGAAAUUGUCACGUCACGCCCUGAUAUGGUUGCUGCUGAGAAUAAGGGCCUGGAGACUCCUGUCCAUGAAGCUUGUCGAACAGGGAAUGCCGAGAUCUUGAAGCUGUUGCUAAAUGCCAAUCCUGGCGCAGCUCAUAAGCUUAACAACGAAAGGAAGAGUGCCCUUUUCUUGGCUUGUAGCUAUGGCCAUGUUCAUGCGGUGAAUGUCCUACUGAAUGAGCCUGGGAUGCUGGAUUUGAUUGAAGAUGGGAUUGAUCAAACUUGCAUCCAUGCAGCUGUGUCUGAUGGACACAUGAAUGUUGUUAGAGAGUUGUUAAAUGUUUGUCCUGGCCUUGCAAGUAGGAUUGAUGAGAAUGGAAACUUGCCAUUGCACUCUGCAUCUGAAAAAGGACACAGGGAGAUCACCUGGGCGCUUUUAAGGCUUGAUCCAAAACUUGCUCAGCAAUACAAUAACAAUGGUUACACACCGUUGCACUUGGCAACAAUAAAUUACAGAGCUUCAGUGAUUGAAGGAUUUGUCUUCAUGGCGCCAGCAUCUUUUCAUUUAGCCACCAAAGAUGGAGAGACAGUGUUUCACUUGGCUGUGAAAUUUGGCCAAUAUGAUGCUUUAGUUUUCUUGAUCCUUGUCUGCAACGGUAUGAAUCUCUUUCGUUGUCGAGAUCGUUAUGGAAACACCAUAUUACAUCAUGCAGUUUCUGGAGAACAACAUCAGAUAUCAGAGUACAUCCUCAACAAAACACGAGUGGAGAUCAACUCUCGAAAUUCCAGAGGACUCACAGCACUUGACAUUCUUGACCAGGCCAAGGACAGUCCAGAAAAUCGCCAUCUUGCAGCCAUAUUCAUGAAAGCAGGAGGUAAAAGGAGCACUGAGUUGUUAUCUCAAACAGAAAAUGCUGGUAGAGUCAGUGUAGUGACUCUCCUUGAUAACAUGCCAAAAAGAGCCCAAUUUGUUAAAAAGCAUGAGUUGCAGGUGACCGCUAAAAAUCAUGAAAUAGGUUCUUCCCCUGCAUCCAAUACCCCAUCUACUUUUUCAUCACUGAUGUCUAGAAACUCAUCUAGUUUUCCAUCACCUCAUUCUAGCCUGUCAUCGCCUAAUCUGCCAUCACCCCAGACUAACAUCCCAUCACCUCAACAUCCAGUAAGGGAGGUGUUUGACAAUAAUACAACCAUGGUGACACAACACAAGCCUCCUAGUGACAAUGACCCCCGAAGGAAGCAGCAGAAGGCACAUAGAGAAGCAUUACAAAAUGCCAGGAGUACUAUAAUACUAGUUGCCAGUUUGAUUGCCACAGUUACAUUUGCUGCUGGUAUCAACCCCCCGGGUGGUGUUUAUCAGGAGGGACUAAUGAAAGGGAAGUCAAUUGCAGGCAAAACAACAGCUUUCAAGUUAUUUGCAAUAAGCAAUCAUGUUGCACUGUUCACAUCACUCUCCAUAGUCGUUGUUGUUGUCAGUAUCAUCCCCUAUCAGAGAAAGCCAUUGAUACGACUACUGGUGGUUGCUCACAAGGUGAUGUGGGUAGCUGUUGCAUUCAUGGCUACAAGUUAUGUUACAGCAACAUGGGUGAUCUUGCCACAUAGUGAGCGUACAGAACUGGUGUUUGUAGCUUUAUUGGCUGUGAGCAUUGGUAGUCUGGGAACUGCUUUUAUUGGUCUUAGUGUGAUGCUAGUUAAUCAUUGGCUGAGGAAAUCGAAGUGGAGAAAGGAAAGAAGAGAAAGCGGAGAAGCUAAUGCAGACAUUGAAAUGGGAAGCCAAAAUUCAGACAUGGAAAGCACAUACAAUCAGGGAUAUUACUCAUACUGA